CUUGGAUAUGAACGCAAAGGGAGUGAUUCUGAAGGCAUUUGACCAGUACAGACUCAAGACCUGCAUCGACUUCACACCAUGGAAAGGAGAGAAAAACUACAUCUCUGUUUUCAAAGGCAGUGGAUGCUUUUCCUCAGUAGGGAACCGGCGUGAGGGGAAGCAGAGACUGUCUAUUGGUAGAAACUGUGAUCGCUUAGGAACUGUUGAGCAUGAGUUCCUACAUGCUCUGGGUUUCUGGCACGAGCAGUCCAGAUCUGACCGUGACGACUACGUUGACAUCAUGUGGGAUCGCAUUGAACCUGGUAAAGAACACAACUUCAAAACUUAUGAUGACACUUUGUCCAGUGCUCUGGGUGUUCCCUAUGACUACGGCUCUGUGAUGCACUACAGUAAAACGGCUUUCAACAUCGGGUCUGAGCCAACCAUCGUCACCAAGAUCCCCCACUUCUCUGAUGUGAUUGGCCAAAGGAUGGGCUUCAGCUCUAGUGACCUUACCAAACUCAACCGCCUCUACAACUGCACUUUGUCUUCAAGUUUUGUGGACAGCUGUAACUUUGAGCAGGAGAACAUCUGUGGGAUGAUCCAAGGUGCUGGAGAUGCAAAGUGGGAACAACGAAAUUCUGUCGAAGGGGGGCCUCAAAGUGACUUCACUAACAUGGGACAAUGCAAAGGGAAAGGCUACUUCAUGCACUUUAACACUGCUUCUGCUAAUCCUGGAGACCGUGCAUUUCUGGAGAGUCGUAUGCUUUACCCCAAAGCUGGAGCCCAGUGUCUGCAGUUCUUCUUGUACAACACUGGGGCAACUGAUGAUGUUCUCAAUAUUUGGGUGCGAGAAUAUGACGAAACCAACAGUGGUAAAAUGAAACUCUUCAAGAGCAUCUCAGGAGGCAACAAAGGCUCCUGGGAGCUGCAUAAUGUUAAUAUUAAUGUGGAAAAGAAGGCCCGUGUGAUUUUUGAAGGGGUAAGGGGGAAAGGUCCAUCAGCAGGGGGGUUCUCUUUGGAUGACAUCAACCUGUCAUCCACAAAGUGCCCUCACCACAUCUGGCAUAUCCGCGACAUCACCAAACUGUUGGCAACAACACCAGUGGGAACUAAGGUGUACAGCCCUCGCUUUCUGUCUCCUACAGGUUACUCCUUCCAGGUUGGUGUCUACUUAAAUGGAAGGAGUGAUCGUCCUGGAUAUAUGGCUGUCUACUUUUACUUGACCUCAGGACCCAAUGAUCACAGCCUCAAGUGGCCGUGUCCAUGGCACCAGGUGACCAUGGCCCUGAUGGACCAGCAGUCUGACAUCAGACAGCAAAUGAACAUGCACCGUAUGGUCACCACAGACCCCAAAAAGAUGUCCUCUGAUGGUACUGAAUUCUACUGGGACAAUCCCAGCAAAGUGGGCUCCAAAGUGACCGCCCCUGAUGGCAGCUCCUACUACCGUGGCCCCGGUACUGGAACAAGCACCUUCCUCACCCACAAGAGACUGAACAGCAGAAACUUCAUUAAAGGGGACGAUGCCUACUUCCUCUUCAGUCUGGAAGACAUUUCCGAUCUCCUGCUACCUCAGCCUCUUCCCCAGGCUGCCGUUCAUGCCGAUGCCAAAGCUGCAGACCAACAGUUUCCUCCACAGGUGGAUGCUAAAAACUCCACAGUGGUGAUGGCUGUGGCAAUCUCUGUGGCUGCAGCCAUGUUGGUCAUUUCCAUGGUGAUUAUAGGGAACGCACGUAGAAUCAGGAGAAUGGAGAAAAGUCAGCAGGAGAGAGAUGACGCAGUGAUCAUACAGGACAUGCCUGGAUUCAUGGAUUUGACCGAGAACCCCAACAAAGGUUUACCAGCUCAUUUCACUCCAUAAAGUCCUGAUCACAUAAAGAAAACAGCCAGAAGAGUAAUGCCAUCACCAGUGGAUGAUGAUUUCUCCAUCACUAUCAUCAGGAAGUCACCUGACC
Messenger RNA from Sphaeramia orbicularis (orbiculate cardinalfish), 1934 nucleotides. RefSeq names its product meprin A subunit beta a (gene mep1ba). Gene Ontology annotation, biological process: proteolysis. Gene Ontology annotation, molecular function: zinc ion binding; metalloendopeptidase activity; protein binding. The record is from RefSeq and is a predicted model, not a curated record. Gene Ontology annotation, cellular component: membrane. The coding region runs from base 8 to 1840 and encodes 610 amino acids. The transcript has 11 exons. Lineage: Eukaryota; Metazoa; Chordata; Actinopteri; Kurtiformes; Apogonidae.